Molecule: messenger RNA, 416 nt
Organism: Drosophila suzukii
Lineage: Eukaryota; Metazoa; Arthropoda; Insecta; Diptera; Drosophilidae
Source: RefSeq, a predicted model, not a curated record
AAGAUGAAACCACUGAUACUUCUUCUUUUUCUUAGUGGGCUCUCUUUUGUGUCCGGAGCUCCAAUCUUGAUGGCCUGUGAUCAGCCAAUAGCGGAUCGUGGACCCUGCGAUUCCAGCCUUCCUCGAUGGACGUACCACAAGUCAAUGAACAAGUGCGUCGUCUUCACCUACGGUGGCUGCAUGGGCAAUCGAAACAAUUUUCGCACUCGCCAUGAAUGCAACUAUAACUGCGCCCAAAUUGUUAGGAAAGCAUCGAGACUCCAUUUGCCACCGGCUUACAAAGGCAAGCACGAUGAAAUACCUUUGUGUAAACAAAAAAAAUAUAGGAAAAACGAUCCAAAAUUUAAAAAAUGGGUAAAACCAAGAAUAGAUUGUAUUAUGUAAAUCUUACUCCGGUUGUCAGAAUCGAGUUUAAA